Molecule: messenger RNA, 1527 nt
Organism: Rotaria sp. Silwood1
Lineage: Eukaryota; Metazoa; Rotifera; Eurotatoria; Philodinida; Philodinidae
Source: the annotation of a GenBank genome assembly
AUGAUAAAGAAAAAAACAAAUCAUCCAUCUGAAUUAUAUGUUUCUGAUGAAGAUAAACGUUGUUAUGCAUGUAAAGAUGCAAAUGAUGGAUGUGUUUCACCUUGUCAUUGGACACAACGUUGUUAUAUUAAAGCAAAACACGCUAAUGCAACUAUCAAUGAACGACAAUGUACAACUCAACAAUGGGCACGAGAAUUACUUGCUGAUGGAUGUAUAACAUAUAUGCAAACUUAUUGGUGUAUGUGUUCAUCAGAUAUGUGUAAUGGAGGUGAUCUAGAUUCAAUACGAGGAUUUGAAGAUUGUUCGAAAAAUCCUUGUCACGAUGGAACAAUAUGUCUUGAUACAAAAGAAGGUUUUACUUGUAUUUGUGCACCAUGGCAAGAUGAUUGUACAAGAUCUUAUCAAGUUGGAUGUAGUUGUAAAAAUGGUGGUCGAUGUAUAAUGAAUUAUGGUUCAUAUGGAUGUGAAUGUCCAUAUGGUUAUACGGGAAUAAAUUGUGAAACAUUAACUGGUCUAGUUCCAGAAGAACUUCUUCCACUAUUAUUGAAAGAAGCAGCAGUUGAUAAUGCUGAAGAAGAUUCUGAAUCGUCACCAUGUGCUGGAGAACCAUGUGGACUUGAUGGGGUUUGUAUUCCAAUGCCUGAUGAUAAAUAUGUAUGUUUAUGUCAAAAUCGUGUUAUUGCUGCAAAAAGUUGUGAUGAAGCUCGUUUGGAUCCAUGUGCACCACAUAAUCCAUGUCGAAAUGGUCGUUGUAUUUCAAAUGAUCGUGGUGGUUUUCAAUGUAAAUGUCGUACAGGAUGGACAGGUCGUCGAUGUGAUCAAGGCACCAGUUAUUGUGCCAAAUACAAUCCAUGUCUUAAUAAUGGCACAUGUCAUGAUGAUGGAGAGUCCUAUCGUUGUCAAUGCUCAGAUAAUUUUAUGGGUCAUCGAUGUGAAAGAAUGGAAAAAAGUUGUUCAUCACCUCAAUGUUUCAAUGGUGGUGUUUGUGUUAAUACAGUUACAUCAUUUAAAUGUAUUUGCCCAAUCGAUUAUGAAGGACAGCGAUGUGAUUUAAAAUGGAAUGAUUGUGCUAGUCAUUCAUGUCAACAUGGUUCAACAUGUAUUGAUGGUAUUGCAUCAUAUACAUGUCAAUGUGCAAAAGGUUUUACUGGAAAGUAUUGUGAAAUAAAUAUUGAUGAUUGUCGAAUGGAUUCAUGUAUGAAUAAUGGUACAUGUAUUGACCUUGUGCAUGAUUAUCGUUGUCAAUGUUUACCUGGAUUUACUGGACGUAUGUGUCAGUAUGAUUUACAUAAAUGUAAUGACACCCUUUGUCGAAAUUACGGUACAUGUUAUAUGGGUUUUGAUGGUUAUGCUCAAUGUCAUUGUAAUCAAAUAUAUACAGGUGUCUUUUGUGAAACUCGUGUUCAUCCUUGUUUUCCGAACCCAUGUACUAAUGGGGGUACAUGUGUGGCACGAGGAAAUAAAAUUGCAUGUUUAUGCCGAAGCAAAUUUACUGGAAAUCAAUGUGAAAAACAUGUUGAUAUUUAA